AUGUCCUUCGACCACCUUAACUCCGUAGCCUACCAUCUCAUCACUUCCGUUCUAGCCGAUGGAUCGGCCAAAGGCGGGUCAUGUUUGAACUUGGCCAACGGUUUAUGGACAGACGAGUCUAAACCUCUUGAGGAUUCUUACCAAGAGGUGGUGUGCGAGUCUUACAAGGCUUCCCUAAAGCAAGUAGAUUUCAAGGCCAACCCCGGUAAAGUGAGAGUUGAAGUUAAUUCAUGGGAGAAGAAGGAGACAAAAGGCCUUAUCACUGAGAUUCUUCCUCUAAACUCAGUCACCAACGAAACAGGACGCAUCUUUGCAAAUGCUUUAUACUUCAAUGCCUCUUGGAGAGAGAGCUACCGCUUCCAUGAACCCUACACAAAAGAGAAGGAUCAUGAGUUCCACCUUCUCAAUGGGGACUCGGUCAAGGGAAGAACAACAGCUGCAGCUGCUACUGUUUAUGUAGAUGACUGUGACUGUAAAUGUAGUGAUGAUGAUUAUGAGCCUAAAAAAGAAGACUUUGUGGAGGAUCACCCACUCAUGGUUGUCAUCAGGGAAGACAAGGCUGGAACACUGCUGUUUAUGGGACAUGUGCUUAAUCCCCUUGCAGGCUGA
Messenger RNA from Rosa chinensis, 609 nucleotides. Its product is annotated as serpin-Z1A. The record is from RefSeq and is a predicted model, not a curated record. Bases 1 to 609 code for a protein of 202 amino acids. Gene Ontology annotation, molecular function: serine-type endopeptidase inhibitor activity. The transcript has 2 exons. Lineage: Eukaryota; Viridiplantae; Streptophyta; Magnoliopsida; Rosales; Rosaceae.